AUGGAUUCGUGGGAGAAAUGUGAAAUGGAUAAACUUUCUCCAAAACAAGAGUUCUAUAGUAUAUUAAAUGAAUGUGGUAUAACGGAUGAAGAUUAUGAACAUGCUCAAAACGUUUGGGAAGAAUUUAAGAUUAGAAAUAUGGGUAAAUAUUCAGAUAUAUAUGUGAAAACAGAUGUUUUGAUACUAGCAGAGAUCUUUGAGAAGUUUAGAGAUGUAUGCAUGAAAACUUAUAAAUUAGAUCCAGCAUGGUAUUUCACAGCACCUGGAUUAUCAUGGGAUGCAAUGUUAAAGAUGACUGAUAUACAGUUUAAAGUUGAUAAAUAUGGAAAGGCAAAUAACAAGUAUAUGAAAGAUUAUGAUAAAAACAAAGAAUCUAAUUAUUUGAUGUAUCUAGAUGCAAAUAACUUUUAUGCAUGGGCUAUGAGUCAAUAUUUACCUUAUGGAGGAUUUGAAUGUGAAAAAGGGUAUAUAAUAGAAGUUGAUCUGGAAUAUCACAAAAAAUUACAUGAUUAUCAUUCUGAUCUACCUUUAGCUCCAGAGAACAGAAUACCAGACAGAUCAAAACAAUCUAAAUUAUUAACCACUUUAUAUGAUAAAAAGAAGUAUGUGAUUCAUUAUAGAAAUCUUAAACAAUAUUUAAAAAUGGGGAUGAAACUCAAAAAGAUACAUAGAGUAUUAGAAUUCAAGCAAUCUGAUUGGUUAAAGAAAUACAUAGAUCUGAAUACAGAAAUAAGAACUAAAGCAACUAAUGAUUUCGAAAAGGACUUUUUUAAACUAAUGCACAACUCUGUGUUUGGAAAGACAAUGGAAAAUACAAGAAAUCGUAUUGGCAUAAGAUUAUGUUGUGACGUAAAAAAAGUAGAAAAAUUAAUCGCUACGCCUAACUUUAAACAUCGAACCAUAUUUACUGAAAACCUAUGUGCUAUUCACAUGUAUAAGACAAAAAUAGUCUUUAAUAAACCUUUGUAUGAUUUUCAUUAUAAUGUGAUGAAACCUAAAUAUAGAGAUAACAUAAAAUUGUUAUAUCAAGACACUGAUUCUUAUAUUUAUAAUUUAAAAACUGAUGAUUUCUAUCAAGAUAUGAAGGGAAUGAAAGGCUACUUUGAUACAUCUGAUUAUCCAGAGAAUAAUCAAUAUGAUAUACUAAGAGUUAAUAAGAAGGUGUUAGGUAAAAUGAAGGAUGAAAAUAAUGGAAAAAUAAUGAGAGAUUUUGUUGGUUUAAGAGCAAAAAUGUAUCCCUUAAAAGUAGAUGAUCAGGUUACAAAGAAAUCAAAAGGAGUAAAGAAAUGUGUUGUCAAGAAUUUAUAA
Messenger RNA from Centruroides sculpturatus (bark scorpion), 1308 nucleotides. RefSeq lists its product as uncharacterized. Lineage: Eukaryota; Metazoa; Arthropoda; Arachnida; Scorpiones; Buthidae. The record is from RefSeq and is a predicted model, not a curated record. The transcript is spliced from 4 exons. Bases 1 to 1308 code for a protein of 435 amino acids.